AUGAAGGGGCAGCUGAGGGAGAGAGUUCGGGGGAUCAUGCUGGACUGUAAGAUCCUGUUAGAUGUGGCCGUGAAGGCACCACCACGAGCUAUCGGUUCGGAGCCGAUGGAUGAGGUGGACACUCUAGACUCUGUUGGGGAUUGGGGCCCUAGGAGAGGUGGACCUAACCCUGACUUAGCAGAGGGUUGGCUGGACCGCAUGUUGGAUAUAUUUGCCGCGCUUGGGUAUUCAGAGGAGUGGCAGAUAUCUUUUUCUGUUUUUCAAUUUGAGGGGACUGCCCGAGCUUGGUGGAAUGUGAUUAAGGCCAAGUGGGAGCGGGAACAGACCCCUUGGACGUGGGUCAACUUUACACGGGAAUUUAAUGAGAAAUAUUUGUCACCUAUUGUACAAGAGAGGCGGGAGGAUGACUUUAUCCGCAUGCGCCAAGGGGCAUCCAGUGUGGCGGAGUACGAAACUCAGUUUACGAAACUCUCUCGCUUCGCUCCGGAUCUGGUGCAAACGGAGCAAAAGCGAAUCCGUCAUUUCGUUCAGGGCUUAAAUGUGGAUAUCCAGGAGGUAUUUGCAGCUGCUCAGUUGGAUAUAUUUAGCCAGGCACUAGAAAAAAUACAGAGAAUUGAGACAGUUAUGGGACAAGUGAAAGCCUUCCAUGACCGAAAAGGAGGCAACCUAGCACGAGAAACUUCGCUGCCGGACAGAGCUCGCGAAAUGAGCCACCCUCUAAGAUGGGUCGAGGGACGGGUGGUCCAUAACCCGCAGAAAUCCCAAAUCGGGAAUGAGGGACCUAAGCCACCGACAGAAUGGACCACAAUUAAGCCUACAAACGCAGGGGGAAAUCGGCCCAAAGUACCGGCCAGAGUAUUUGCAAUGGGUCAACAAGAGGUGACUGACCCUUCGACAGUCAUCGAUGAUGUUAGAGGAAAGUUAAUUUUCUCUACUCUUAUUUCUGGGAUUCGGGCUCGAAAAUUACUAUACAAUGGUGCACGAGGUUAUUUGGCGAUGUUAAUGAAUGCUCCGGUAGAUCAGCUGAAGAUAGAAAAUGUACCGGUGGUAUGUGAAUUUCCUGAGAUAUUUUUCGAAAAAUUGACAUUACUACCCCCAGAGAGGGAAGUAGAAUUUAAGAUUGAUUUGCAUCCUGGAGCAGAGCCAAUAUCAAAAACUCCUUAUCGUAUGGCUCCUGCAGAAGUUAAGGAGUUGAAAACACAGUUACAAGAAUUGCUGGAUUGA
Messenger RNA from Coffea eugenioides, 1224 nucleotides. RefSeq lists its product as uncharacterized. NCBI's taxonomy places the organism in Eukaryota, Viridiplantae, Streptophyta, Magnoliopsida, Gentianales, Rubiaceae. The record is from RefSeq and is a predicted model, not a curated record. The coding region runs from base 1 to 1224 and encodes 407 amino acids. The transcript is spliced from 4 exons.